AUGUGCAGGAGCUGGCCACCAAAGUGCUCCCGCACCCUUUUGCAAGCACUGGACGAGAUCCACAUCUCGUGGCAGGGCGCGGAGAAGCCGGCACCGAGCGACCUGUCGAGUCUCUUGUCGGUGAGGCGGCGGGUGGUCGAGAGGGCCCUUGUCUGGCUGAAGCGGAACAACCCCCACUACGCCGAGAUCGAGAUCGACGCGGCGGAGAUGGAGAGCUGGGGAGACUCGAUACACGGGGUACCGUCGUCGGUGUGCGAUCGUAUGGAGCGGAACGAGCCGUCUGGGUGGGAGAAAGCGCGGACGGCGCACGUUGUGCCGCCCACGGAACGCGCCGUGGACGAGGAGGGGCCGGUGGAGAUCGAGGAGCUCUUCGCCCUGCUCAACCAAGGACAAGAAGCCGGCGGCCAGGGUGAAGGUCACGGGCCCAACGGAGAAGGCGCGGUUCGCGAUGGAAGUGACGCCUGCCCCGACCAGAACGUUCCAGCGAUCAACGAGGUGACGUCUUCUGGCAUGUUCGCGCUCGACGGACCGCCAGACGUCGCGGACGUGGAGAAGCUGCAGUUUGCCUGUGACGCUGUUGGUGAAGGUGCCGACGACGGCCGUGCGGGCCCGAGAGCGUGGGUCGGGUCCCUAGCCGGGGGGGUUCGGGGGCGUGGCGACGGUGGUUGUGAGCCAUACAUCCGGGUUUCGCGGGGGGGUGAGUUUACCGAUUCCUUUGAGGCGUCCUUCUUUGCCAGGACGUUCCCGACCCUGUUCCCAUUUGGCGUUGGGGACCAAGGCUGGUUGAAGAGACCAUGGUCGACGCGGGAAGGUCACGGCCAACUUGCGAGGCAGGGCUGUCGAGGCAGAGGCGGCCGCGGAGACCCCGUAUCGUCUCGAAGCUUGAACCUUCAGGCGUGGGCCGAGAUCGUGCUCCGGCGCCAUGGUGGUCGAUUUGCACUGCACCACAUCUUCGCAUUUCUCGUCUUCAACAUGGGCCCAUGUCGAGAGGUCCGUCUCAAUAUGCGGCGGAAAAUCCAGUCGCUCAUCGUCGGAUAUGGCGUGCCGGCCAUCUGGUUCACCAUCAACCCGAACGACAUUACGAACCCGGUGAAGCUGCGACUGGCGGCAUACCGCACACGCGAUCCCGACGCGGCCGAGGAGUUCUUAGAAGGCCUUGGGGAUGCGUAUAAGCGGGCACGGCUGGCGAUAUCGGAUCCCAUGAGCUCGGCCGUGUUCUUCCACCGCGAGAUGAAGCUGUUCUUCGAUCAUUACGUGAAGGUCGGUGAAGAGUCGGUAUUCGGGCGCAUCGGCAAGUACUAUGGCGCCGUGGAGACGAACGAACGAGGGGCGCUUCAUGUUCACGGCUUGCUCUGGCUGCACGGGAACGCGCAUCUCAGCUCGAUGCUUGCCGACAUCCACGGGGAGGAUCAGGCGGCGUAUCGCGAGCGAAUCGUCCGAUACAUCGAUAGCGUCUUCUCAGAGGAUCUGGACCAGGAAAGUUUUUGCGCCGUGCAAGCGGAGCGAUCUGUGACGGGCGGUAUUGGUUCCCUGCUGGACAACGCCGCGCAGUUCUCGGCCGCGUUUAUCGAGGAGGCCAACUUCUGUGCCGGCGCGACGCAGGAGGGCGGAAAGGGACCUCUGCCGGUUCAAGGCGCCAUGGAGAUCCGGAGGACACACAGCAUGGUCAAUCGAUGGAACGAGGCUAUUGCUGUCGGGCUCCGGCACAACCAUGAUAUUUCCUUCAUUGCGACGCAGCGCAAGACAAUGGCCCUCAUCUAUUAUGUCACGAACUACGCGACCAAGGUGGAGGACCCGGUGUGGAAGCGUGUGGCGGCCGCGGCCGAGCUCCUGGCCGCCUCAACAGGGAACAGGACGCGACAGUUCCUGAUGAGAGUGGCGAACCGCGUGUUCACGGAGCGUCCGCUAUCACAGGUCGAGGUCGUCGCUCACCUUCUCGGAUAUCCGGCCGAGUUCACCGACAGCAGCGCGUGGGCGUACCUGAACUGUUCUCUGCUGUACUGGGAAGUCUUUCGGCGAUGGCGGCAUCUCCGAGAAGCCAGUGGCGCUGCGGCUACGGAUGACACCUUGGAUGAGUCGGUGCUCAGGCGGCCGGGCAAGCACGCUACCGUCUGCCUCGACGGCUACCUGAGCAAGGACUUCACCUACGAUGACGAGUCGUGCUACCGGAGGGCAGCCGUGCAGCAUCUUGCGCUGUUCGUGCCGUGGGAGUCCUUCCUGGGCGAAGGAACAGGUGAGAUCAACAGCAUCUGGGCGCGGGCUCGAGACGCUAUGGUCCCGAGAAUAUCAUGUCUGGUCGACAACGUGCAGCUGCUUCGACGAUCCGCCGAAGACGCAAAACGCGACGCCAAGCAAUGGGCAGCCUCGUCCGGCGAUGGCGACCCGACGGUCGCACACGUCGAGGAGGGUGGAGCAGGCGAGGCGGGCGCGGAGUCUGCAGCGACAUAUCAGCCCAACAGCAUCGGAGACGCAACGCGGCUCAUCGACGUCGUCCGAGGUGCAGUGGAGCGAAUCAGGUGA
Messenger RNA from Hirsutella rhossiliensis, 2520 nucleotides. Its product is annotated as PIF1 protein. The record is from RefSeq and is a predicted model, not a curated record. The coding region runs from base 1 to 2520 and encodes 839 amino acids. NCBI's taxonomy places the organism in Eukaryota, Fungi, Ascomycota, Sordariomycetes, Hypocreales, Ophiocordycipitaceae. The transcript is spliced from 8 exons.